CAGAGAAACGUGACGGGGGAAGAUAUCCUGUAAAUAAAGAGCAGGCUGUGGUGACAGAUGCCCUCUGACACACUGCAGGUGUUUCCUGCACUAGGAGAGAGAGAGAUACAACCUCAUCUCACUCACUCACUCUCACAUUUCAACAUUCAAGGAAACAUUUAGAAGAAUCCACUCAUCAGUUACCAAGAUCCCCUUGCAGACCCUUUGCACAUUGUGUGGAGUGAUGGCUCCCUCCCACCACCACACACAAACACAAAAUACAGCUACUGAUUGUGUGUCCGAGAAUGCCAUGCACUUCUAAGUAUUGAUCCUCGGGCGUAGAUGCUUGGUAGGAGGACGAGAAGCAGAAUUCCCCAGAAGAAACGACACUGACGCACCUGUCUCGGGCCGACCCUCCCACCUCCUCUCUGUGUCACUCCUGAGGCAUAGAUCUCCGUCCUGUCCCACUCGGGACAUCCAAGCCGCAGGAAGAAUGGGCAACAUGGCAACAGAGAUCGUAGCCUUUAUCCUGACCAUCUCUGGUUGGAUCCUGGUGUCUUCCAUCCUACCGUUAGACUACUGGAAGGUGUCCUCUGUGGACGGGACGGUCAUCACUACGGCUACCUUCUGGUCUAACCUAUGGAAAACAUGUGUGACUGAUUCAACCGGGGUGUCCAACUGCAAGGACUUUCCUUCAAUGCUGGCUCUGGAUGCCUACAUCCAGGUGUGUCGGGGUCUCAUGAUCGCAGCUGUAUGUCUGGGUUUCUUUGGUGCCAUCUUCGCCUUGAUAGGAAUGAAGUGCACAAAAAUAGGAGGCUCGGAGUCCACCAAGGCUCGUCUGACGGUCCUCUCGGGUUUCCACUUCAUUCUCAGCGGCCUCUGCUGCAUGACAGCAUGCUCCAUAUAUGCUCACAGGAUCACCACAGACUUCUUUGACCCCCUCUUUGUUGCUCAGAAGUUUGAACUGGGAGCAGCGCUCUUUAUUGGCUGGGCUGGAUCUGUGCUGUGUAUCCUCGGAGGACUUGUCUUCUGUCUCUCCCUGUCUGAAGGUUCCAGAGCUGAAUACUCCUACACUGGAGCUGCAUCAUUUUCACCGGCACGCCACAAACACAGCAAGACAGUCAACAGCCUCCACAAGGAACCAGGGGAGCCAUCGAGGCAGUUUGGAAGAAAUGCUUAUGUGUGACAACGACCGUAUUGCUACCUGGGUAUUAUCAGAAGAGUCUGUGCUCACCAGAAUUCACCAGUGAAAGCAAAGGACUAACAUUCAUUCACUUCUGUUCCUGGGAAGAGUAAUUCAUGUAUCAGUUUACGUAUUCUGUUGUUGAAUGCCUCCAGAUUCAUCAAGUUAUGGCUACAUUUUGGGACAUUUCUAUCAAUGACUUUAUAUCAAAUAUAAGCCAGGGCAGGAAAUUUGGUUUGGCACUGUUCAAACUCUCCGGUCACCUUCAACGAGCUGCUCAUUCGUGCCUGUCUUACAUAGACAAAUAAAAUCUCUCUAAUCUUUUAGUUUAAAGGACAAAUGGACAUAGAUUUUUAGCAGCAUUUCAUAGAAUAUGUUCCUCCUGUAACCGGAGGAUAUCAAACGCAUAACAAGAACAAAGACAUUUUUUGCAUGAGCUUACAUUAUAUGAAUAAAGUUUUUGUAUUUCUAAACUACCUAAAAAACAAAUGGAUUAUUUAUUCAAACCUGGGUAGAAAGGAUGUUCUUUCAUGUAUUCCUCUCCUGCUGAUUUGAGGCAAUCGAGAACACCUUCAGAUAAUAGCUCCAUCACAUUUCUUGUUUUCUUGGAUCGAUUGAUCUGACCUCCAAGGGUCAGGAGGUCACAUUCGACCCCUUAAAUGGCCAUGCAGAGCAGGAGGCCAGACCGGAGGUUUCCCCUCAUAUCAGCCAUCCAUCUCCACCUAGGAAUUAUUAUCAAUAGGAACCCCAGGCUAUGUUACGCAAAACCUUCUGGCCCAGAGGUUAGAACCAGCUGGCAGGGAGCAGCGCCCCGGUGCUUUCUGGUGCCUUACAUCCGUAAAACAGUGUCAGGUGUCCCGGGCUCGGCACAAUGCUCUCUGAUAUAAUGGUGGUAUUGUAUUGUGUAGUGUCUGAGUUACAUAAAGGGAUGCUUAGAGUGCAGGUUUGAUGCAUCAAAAACAUAACUCCUUACAAAAGUUUUGUCCAAGUUACUUUUUGACAUUAAACCCUUGUGAUGAAGCCCUUGCAAAUAACAGGUAUCAGAAAAUUCAAUGUUACCAAUUUACUGGAGAUUUCAUACACUUGUUUUUCCUUUUAUAAAAUGAACACCGCAGAAGCUCUAUAACAUUAAGAGUAAUUAUGAAACAAUAUCAAAAUCAUACUCUUUGAUUCACUAAAAACAAACCAGAAUUGUCCAUUUUUUUAAAGCAAAUACAAAUCCUAAAAAAACCUAAGAGCAUAUUUUAAAAAACGAUUUCUUGUCUCUGUCUUUGUAUUCGGAGGUUAUGAAGUAACUCCAAUGAUUUCAUAAGAAAUAAAACAUGUGUGAGUGCUGGUCUAAUA
Messenger RNA from Eleginops maclovinus (Patagonian blennie), 2506 nucleotides. It is a transcript of the gene cldn10a, whose product is annotated as claudin 10a. The transcript is spliced from 6 exons. The record is from RefSeq and is a predicted model, not a curated record. NCBI's taxonomy places the organism in Eukaryota, Metazoa, Chordata, Actinopteri, Perciformes, Eleginopidae. The coding region runs from base 473 to 1165 and encodes 230 amino acids. Gene Ontology annotation, molecular function: structural molecule activity. Gene Ontology annotation, biological process: cell adhesion; bicellular tight junction assembly. Gene Ontology annotation, cellular component: plasma membrane; bicellular tight junction.